Naegleria fowleri is the source of this 1377-nucleotide messenger RNA. RefSeq lists its product as uncharacterized. Bases 1 to 1377 code for a protein of 458 amino acids. The record is from RefSeq and is a predicted model, not a curated record. NCBI's taxonomy places the organism in Eukaryota, Heterolobosea, Eutetramitea, Acrasida, Naegleriidae. The transcript has a single exon.
AUGAUGGCAACCGAAGAAGACGAACGUUCCAUCGAUUUCGGUGGUGAAAAUCAAGAAGAUGACUUUCUACCAUCCGUGCCCCUCGCCGACGAACCGCAUCAUCAACAACAACGACAACGUGGUAUAUACAAUGAAUCGUCGACUGCAAUUGUUACUUCUUCAGAGGUUAUUCAUCCAGCCAACCGACUAAUAUCCGAUGAUGAUUACGUACAACAGUCGGUUCCCAUGCUUGAUGAUGAAGAGGAUGAUUCAUCCAUGAUGAUCCAAUCCUCUCAUCGUGUUGUGAAUUCCGGACCAAGGACAAUCCUCCAUAGUCCUGAACAACAACAACAGUCGCAACAACGGAUGGAAGGAGUGGAAGAAACCUCUUCUCCGAAUGAAGUUGCAAUGCAUCAAGAUGCUUCUGAACAAUUCAUGGCGACGAUGGAAGAAAAAGCGUUUAAAUCAGCAACAACAACAACAAGCCAUACGACCUCAACCUCCCUUCCUCAACCAAUCUCCACCACAACAACAAACGCCACCACCACCCUCACAACAACCAACACAACAACUAGCGAACAUUCUCCCUCCUCCACCACAGCAGCCACUUCCACUGCAGGCCAAUCUCUUGCAACAGCCACCACCAAUGCACAUUCCAUUCAAAACACUUCAUUUGAACAAAAUUUUGCUGAAACAGCAAUAGGAACAUCCUCUAAAUAUUUGGAAGAUGUCGAUGAAUUGGAACGAUUUCAUUUUCUAAAUGCAUUUACCAUGAAAAUGUUUGAAAAUGUCAUGAGGCUGGGAAUUAGUCAAAACAGUAACACAACCCCAUUCGAAUCAGCUCUUUCGGCUUUCCCAAAGUCCUUCCUUAAACAAUAUGAACCAAUUCUUUUAGAUUGCUUCAGUAAGAUGCAACACACCGAACCCAAUCGUUUUAUUGAGGACUUGAAUGAUCUUAUGGCCAAUUAUGGGCUUAAACAAAAAUUGAAUGCUCUCGACCGAACUGUAAAAAUUAAUGACCAUUGGGUGUAUUUUAAGAGGAAUCCUAGUGAAAAUGAGUCGAAGUAUGUGAUUGUGACACCCGAUAUGAAGCAAGAAGAGAAUACAUUACGAAAAAAGAAUUGUCUUGCCCGCUUAAAAAGCCUUCUUGAGACCAAACGACAACUGCUUCAACAAAUGAAUCAUUACAAACAAUUAAUCCAUCAAAUGAAUGAUCAGAUACAGCGAGAAAACUCCCAAUACAUCCGAACCAUUCAGGAGGAUUACAUUCCACACCUAGAACAAUAUAUUUCGCCCUUACACAACAUUGAGAAGAGCUUGGAUAAUUAUUACAGAUCUGACACGAAAAGCCAACCAUCUCAACAAUCGAGCAGUACUGAAAAUUCUGAGAAAAGGUAG